Molecule: messenger RNA, 1244 nt
Organism: Rosa rugosa (rugosa rose)
Lineage: Eukaryota; Viridiplantae; Streptophyta; Magnoliopsida; Rosales; Rosaceae
Exons: 1
Coding region: 177-1100 (307 amino acids)
Source: RefSeq, a predicted model, not a curated record
GUGUUACUGUAGGUCAAGGGAUGAUCUCUAUUUGAAGAAUGUAGGUUGAGACCUGUGUUGAGCUACUGGUUCCUGUCAAUUUCAUACAAAAGGGUAUUUCUUUUUCACCUGUGAUCGUGUUAAAGUAAGUAUCAGUUUCCACGGACUGCAUGAGGUACCCAUAAAUUCCAACCGUCAUGCCAUUAUUUCACUCAACUGCCUUCUACUAUUUCCUCCUGAUCACUCAACUGAAGCUUCGGUUCUUUCAAUAUAUGCUCUCAGAAGUAAGAUUUGAAGAUGCUUUAGAAGCAAAAUGUCCUAGAAUGCUGAACUUCAAUGCACCACUCCUCUCAACAAGGCGUCCCAGAAACUCAAGGAGCACAAGAUUACAUGGCAGGUCACUGAGUGCGAGUGAAGAAAGAGUUCCCUUUUCGUGGGAACAAGCUCCUGGCAAGUCCAAGUAUCCAAACACAAGCGACGAUAACCAUGAUGGUGACACGCCCCGGCCAAAGCUGCCCCCGGGGUGGUGGCACUGGCACAAGCCUCUUGAAUCAACUAACGUUGUUGUUCUGGACAAAGAGAAUGAGCAGGCACUUCAUGACCAUGAUGAUGGAUGUGAUGCUGAUGUUGAUGAUGAUGUUCGCGCUGUUGACUACAAUUACGUUGAUGAUCCUGAUUUCGACGAUGAAGCCUUCUCCGAUGCCAUAGAUGUGUUCUCAUUGUCAGAGGCUAUAGACAUUGUGGAAAAGAAAGCACAAAGAGAACAUGAUCACUUAGAUGCUCUGAAGUUGAAGCUCGCGGAGUCCAGUGAGAUGAAUCAACUGUCUCCAAACUACAUAAUCGAGCGCUUUCUUCCAGACGCCGCUGCAUUGGCUGCAUCAUCUGCUAUAAAUCUAAGUGUAUCACAGAUCAGUUCAAAUCAGAAACUUUGUUAUCCGUGGAAUUACCCUGAACCGGAGGCUUGCGUGUCAAGAACAGUUGGGCAAUCUCACUCUUCACCUAAGGGUUGUGGUUUCUUCCCUUGGCGGAUGAAGCAGCACAAGCUCUGUGGUAUGAAGAGCCCUGUAGUGUGUUCACAACAACCUCAGUCUAGUGUAAAACACAAAAACCAUAGGUCAUAACUCAUAAGCAUAAGCUACAAGGUUUAAUAUUCCUUGAUGUAUAGAUUUGUAAGUCUCUCUUUGACUGUUGUGGUUUUUCUAUCUGUCAAAAGUUUGAUGUACAUUCAUUCUGCCUAUUGGAUUAUAGCCUAUAAAAGUGUCAUU